AUGGCCGAUUGGUCUCAACUCCCCAAGGAGCUCCUAGAGGAGAUCGCUAAGCGCCUAGAGAGCCCCUUCUAUCUGCUCCGUUUCCGAUCCGUUUGCUCCUCAUGGCGAUCUUCAGUCUCUUCCAGACCUCGCCGUUUACCAGGUCGGUUUCCGUUCCUCACAAACCAUGGCAUCUGCGACACCACCUUAGGUUUCCACCUCUCGCAGCGCACCGUAUUCCUCAUGGGGUUGCCUAAUUUCCGCAACCAAACAAACCCAGAUCGCUGGCUGGUCAAGAUCGAAGAAGACGUGCCGGGGAGAAUGCAUUUGCUGAACCCACUCUCCCGGUUUCAACUGAAUCCUCUGCCUGAAUCUUUCCCAAAGGUAUUGGACUUAUCCAAGUUUUGGGUUUUUGAGUUGGGUGGAGAAUAUGUUCUUCACUAUGUGCAUUUUAGGCCUUUUGGUAAUGGUAACUCUUUUGGUGAUGCUGGCAAUUUGUACAUGGAAAAGGUAGUUUUUAUGUGUUUGGGUUCCGAAAGCAAUGAUUUUGUGUUGCUUACCAUUCAUGUGUCUGGGAAAUUAGCUAUGUUUAAGUCUGAGGAUAAGAGGUGGACUAUAAUUCAUGAUAUGCCUUCGCCUUAUGAUGAUGUUAUACUGUUUAAAGGACAAUUUUAUGCCGUUGAUGGCACCGGACGUACUGUGAUCGUCGGUUUGCACUCAAAUCUGAGUGUGGUUGCAAAUCCUGUGUUUGGUGGUGAUAAGAAGUUCUUGGUUGAGUCAAGUGGUGAAUUGUUGGUGGUUGAUAUGUAUUUGAGCAUGGCUCCAGAAACCGAUUUGGAUGUUGAUGAUGAAAUCAUCCAAUUGCAAUUCAAUGGCUGUUUGACUGAAAGAACAGUUAGGUUCAAGGUUUUUAAGUUGGAUAGAGAGGGGAAGAGAUUGUUCGAAAUGAAAAGCUUGGGGGAUAGGGUGUUGUUUUUGGGGGAUGAUUGCACCUUUUCUGCCUCAGCUUCAGAGUUAUCUGGUUGUAAAGGGAAUUGUAUAUUUUUUACAGAUAAUUUCUUCUAUACGAGUGGUGAAGAUGAAGGCGUGUUCAAGGGCCGUGAUAUAGGUGUGUUUGACUUGGAUGAUGGUAGUAUUGCACCUUUAUCUGAUUAUCCAGAGUAUUCAAAGCUGUUUUGGCCACCCCCUGACUGGAUUGCACCAACACAAAGUGCAAGGCGAAAGCACAGUUCACACCCUGCGGCUUUGGCAUCAACAAGUUCAGGUGACCUAGCCAACCUUUGCAAGCAAAUCAAGUGGAUCAAAGUUGCCAUAGACAUGAGGCUCUUUAUGAGCCAAGGAUAUUUUACUACUUUCUGUAAGCACCUAAACCUGGGAGGGGAGUUGUUAAGAGGCAGCCAAUUCCUUGUUAACUGA
This is a messenger RNA of Prunus armeniaca (apricot), 1395 nucleotides long. NCBI's taxonomy places the organism in Eukaryota, Viridiplantae, Streptophyta, Magnoliopsida, Rosales, Rosaceae. The record is from the annotation of a GenBank genome assembly.